AUGCCUGCGCCGUCUGCCCGCGAAUCCGCCGCUGCUGCUGCCGUACGAGUGGUAGCCGGCGAAGUAGCGGGCCUCGAGCACACGCGUGCUGCAGCGGCUACUGCUGCUGCUGCAGUGGCUACUGCCGCUGUAGCUGCGGCAACAUCCGAGGCCGAAGCAGCAGCAGCUGCUGUGUUGUCUUCGCGGCCGAACAGACGGAGCUUUCUCGUGCGGCACCUGAUAGACAGCAGGCUGUACGUUGUGAAGGAGCUUUUCUUUUACAUUCCACAGUCAGUCCUGCAAAAGGCCAGUGGAGCGGUAGACGAGCAGCAGCUGCAACAACAGCUGCAGCAGCAGCUGCAGCAGCGGGAGCCUCCUGACGAGCAAGAGAGCGCACAACUUUUGCUGGAACAGGGAUUGAGCCAGGCACCGCAGCAGCAACAACCGAAGGUCAAGAAAAAGGGUAAGAAAAAGCACAAGAUGCAGUAUACGCGUGUGUAUGAUGACUCGCCACAGCGCCAGCCGUACAAGCUGUCGCACGAACAGGAAGAGGACAUGCGGCAAGAGAAGGAACUGCUGCAGCAACAACAGCUGCAACAGCAGCAACAGGGGCAGCAACAAGUGCAACAGGGGCAGCAGCAGCCAAAUAAGCUGUCUGGGCUUGAGGUGGCAGCAGAAGCUGAACGUGUUCUCCACGAGGUUGCGAUGCUCUGCACGUUAGAACACCCCUUCUUGAUGCGGUAUCACCAGUGCUGGUCGCAGCUGGUGCAAAAGCAGUCGAAGCCGCCGACUAGCAGCGCUUCGCCAGUUGGGGCAGCAGAGGAGCAUAAGCAGCUGUCCGUCUUCGUCCAGAUGGAGUAUCUGGCUUUAAGUCUGCACCGCUUCACCCAAGAGGGGAAAACACUGCAUAUUGCAGAUGUGUGGAGGCUCUUUAUGCAGGUGGGAGAUUUCAAAUUGAAGGAGGGCUUUCCCUCCGACUACGCUCACACGGCAUUUGUUGCUCCGGAAGUUCUUCGGGGGGAACAUUUCACCGACAAGGCAGACAUUUACUCCCUCGGAGUGCUCUUCUUGGAGCUGUGGCUUCUCUGUCCAGUGGUUGCUCGGCUCACCAGCCGUGACGGUAUUCGCACGAAUUUCAGGAGCUGCAUGCCACCGCGCGCAGUCGUCAUUGCAGAGAUGUUGUUGCAGGAGGAGCCACACCAACGGCCAACUUCGUUGCAGCUGCUGCAGUCAGGGGCCCUCCCCCCCGCUGUAGAUGCGGAGCUGUUUGAGGCAUUUUUGCUGCGCGUCGGGAACUGCUCGACAGCUGAAGAGGACCCUCCGCCUUUGACUGCGGCCUUUUCAGGGGCAGCAGCAACAGCACAGCAGGGACGAGGGCAGCCUGCGACUGGUGUGGACGGUGCAGGAGCGGCGCCUCUUGCCCCUUCAACAGCAGCCACAGCAGCUGCCGCAGAGGGUGUAGCUACCGGGUUUGAUGCAGCAGCAGCAGCAGCUCCUGGCCUCAGAGUCCGUCCAAUGCCACACUCUGGGUACAAACAGAUAAUCGACAAAAGCAGCAGAAACAGCAGCAGCAUGAGUGCACGCGUGAGGCUUACGCGCGAGGUGCUCGACGUGCUCUUCGCGAGGCCCCUUGAUCCAAGAAGCCGGUGGGCUUUUGUUGACGCACUGCAGACAGGAGGAGAGGAGGAGCCUCUUCCAGGCCUGCUUUCCGUCGCUUUGAGCCUUUGCGUCUGCGCACAGCAACAGGAAGGCGCCACCCAGAACGGAGGCAUGGGAGACCUCAGGGGUUUACUCUGCAGUGUCACGCUGCAACAUUUCGCAGCACACGGGGCUUCCCAUCAUCCUUUGCCGCUUUUCUGCCCAGCAGUCGGCCCCACUCCACGUCAGUUACUCCCCACGCCUCCAGCUUCUAUCCCUCUCUGCGGAUUGCGCAUGAGUCUCAAUACUGAGAGCUCAAUACGGCGCGGCUCUCCUGGCGAUGGUCUCUAUUGCCUGUCUCCCUCCCUGUCUCGCCUUGCUGCUUGCGUCUUUCUCCCUCACCCCUCCCCUCAUGCUAUCUGUCCCCCCGCCUUCCGAGUUCGUUUGCUCGUGCUUCUGUCUGCUGCCUUCUCCGUUUUCCCAGCAGCAACGGGGGUCGUCGCUCUAACGGCCUCGAACAUGCUCCUAACCCCCACCGUCCGUCUCUCUGCUGCCUUUGCUGCGCUGGAUGCUGCUGCUGCUGCCGUUGCUCCCCCACUCUGCAGCACCAUGCAGCAGCAGCUGCCUCCCACUGCACUCGCCGCAGCAGCAUCUGCGGCAGCAACACGAGCAGUCCCCGGUAGCCACGAGUGGCAGCACUUUGUAGGGGCAGCGGCAGCAGCAUGCGCUGCCGUGGCUGCAGGGCCCCUUCAGCCACAGCAGCGCAUGCUGCUCGACGGGGAGGUACUGAAGAGGUCGUGCAUAGGUCCAGUCUACGCUUCGGAAGAGCGUACAGAGAAAGGCUCAGGCGCUAUCGCGGCCGCCUUCGCUUGCUCGUUGCUCUUUUGUGAGUGCUGCUGUUUUGCAUUUCUCACUCUUCAUGAGGGGCUGGCUGUGGAAGCAGAUUUCGGGGGCGCCUGUCCUGCAUGCAUCUUGCAGGAGCAACAGCAACAACGAGACAAGGCAAGAGGUCCCUUUGGGCAAGUGCUGCCGCAGCUCGUUGGAUGCUUCCAGAUCCUGUAUCCUCAUAAGCCGCCAGCGCAGCAGCCGCCUCCGUCGAAUCUACUGCAGCACUUAUUCCCCCCUACGUCGGGCUGUCAGGUUCUUCAGAAGAUGCUAGGCAUUCUGUCCAGUGAGGAGCAGCAGUUGGUUGCUGCUGAAGGGGAACUGCUGCUUGCAGCAGUUACCUCCCUGCAGCAGCUCUUGCAGGCUGCUGCAUUGCCACCAUCCAUUGGGCGUUUGGAAUGGGCCCUUCCACAGCUCCUUAGGGUCAUCCUCCAGCUGUUUUUCAGGGUUCCUCAGUCAAACGUGCACGAAGCAACGUUGCAGCUGCUGCUGCUGCAGCAACGGCGACAGCAAAAGAAGCAGCAGCAGGCAGCUCGCCAGACUGCUCAGGAGCAGUUUAUACCGUUUUCCACUGUCACCGCGGCGGACUGCGAUCGCGUCCUUUCUGUAGGCCCGUUAGCGCCUCUGUCUCUGCAUCACCAGAGCUGCAAAUUGUUUUUCUUCUGCCAGUGCUCCUCCCGCAUGUCUGCUGCUGGGUACUUUUUAUUGACUAAUCCUCCUUGGUCGGAGGCCGAUUGUGGCAGUGUCGCGUGUCGAACAUUCUCUCUUGCGCCGCAGCGCCUGUCCAAUUUGGAAGACGUGCAACUAAAUGCCGCGGCCGAGCAGCUGCAGCAGCUGCUGGCGUUCUCCGGGGAGGUUCUCCAGCUGCUGUCGCUACUGCAGACAACAUCAAAUCGCCUUACAACCAGCAGCACCCAGCAGCAGCCACACCAGCUUUGCUGGGAUUCCCAGUCAGAGUUGGCUUUAGCAGCGGAGCUGGAGAGAGAGCUUAGCCAUGCGCUGCACCUCUCGCUGCUUCUGCAAGCAGCAGCGGACGCCUCUACUGGCCGCUGCUGCUGUAUGCGGCUAUUAAUGCCCUUGGAGAGUCCAAAUUAUGAUACCGAUCGCCUGCUUUUUGGAGUGUUUCUGGAUGUUUCGGUCUUGUUCGCGCAACCCCACGGAUACUCGCAUAACCCUGCCGCUACUUCCUGCCUCCCGGAUACGCAGAUGGGAGAGCAGCAGCCUUACCAGCAGCCACUUCAGUCACUGUCGCGGUUCACGAGGGUUGGUGGUGGCGGCUACAUGAGGCCUUUCCUUAGGAGCUUCGCACCAGCAGGAGCAGCAGCAGGUGGGGCUCCUGUUGUCACAUGCAAAGCAGCAGCGGCGAGUGGCUGUGCUGCUGCAGAUGCAGCGGAUGCCUCAGCAGCAUCCUCAGCAGCAGCAAGAGAAAGCAGCAGAGGGGGAGAGGCCUGCGAGAGGGAGACGCAGCGUGGCUCCCUGGUUCUCUCCUUUGACCUUGACUUAGAGUCCGUCAUUUCCCUCUUCUCGGGUGCAGACACAGCAGCAGCUGCUGUUGCCGCCACGGCUGCACUAAAGCGGCAGCAGCGAGAAUAUGAGGCCAAUGGUGCGGCGUUAUUGGAGGCUGCUGGGAUUACACCUGCUGAAAAUAGCGCAACAGAGCAGGAGGGGGCCCUCAUGCGUACCGCCACCGUUGAAGGGUGGACAGAUUUGCUCCUGCCGCAGAAGCAUUUGCAGCAGCCUAUGCCGCAACAGCACUCCCCGCUGCAACAGCUGCGGAGAAGCAGAGAGCCAUGGGUAAUCCUCACAACUGCUAGUAGCCGCCUUGUUCCCUUAGGGGUUGCCGUGGCGAAUCGUCUCAUCCGAAGGGGCGUGGCAGCUGUGAUGCGGAUACAGCCGGUCAUCGAGGUUUCGCGCUUCCAGGAGACCCUGCGGCGGCAUUUUAGCGUUAAAUACCACGUGGUAAUCCAGCAACAGCAGAAGACUAGCUCUAGUCGCCAGCAGCAACAGGCAGCCUACGACUCAGCAGAGGACGAUGCUACCUGGUUUAGUUCACAGAGCGAACAGUACAUUCCUCUAGCGGCGUGUGCGAGAGGGAGAGCCUCAAGUGGGGGGGGGGCAUCUUCUCCCGAUACUCUUGCUGCUGCAGUGGGCCCUGUUAUUUUUGGCCUUACACAACUGCAGCAGUCAGGUGCGAUUGUCUCAGGAGACAGCAGUAGUAAUACUAGUAAACGGAGGCCUAAGCGUGUAAGGCACCUGACAGCUCAGGGCCUCAUUUCAGUGCUUGUUGCUGCAGCAGCGAGGCGUUAA
Messenger RNA from Cyclospora cayetanensis, 4809 nucleotides. RefSeq lists its product as uncharacterized. Gene Ontology annotation, biological process: protein phosphorylation. The transcript has 17 exons. Lineage: Eukaryota; Apicomplexa; Conoidasida; Eucoccidiorida; Eimeriidae. The record is from RefSeq and is a predicted model, not a curated record. Gene Ontology annotation, molecular function: protein kinase activity; ATP binding. The coding region runs from base 1 to 4809 and encodes 1602 amino acids.